This is a messenger RNA of Gryllus bimaculatus (two-spotted cricket), 1214 nucleotides long. The record is from the annotation of a GenBank genome assembly. Lineage: Eukaryota; Metazoa; Arthropoda; Insecta; Orthoptera; Gryllidae.
GUUCAAUUAUGGAAAAAAAAACCGUAGUGAAAAUUAAGCGGCGCCCACCUGACUGCUCUGCUGUUGCUAGUGUGUACAGUGACGAUAUUAACAAAGCAAAUUAUGAAGACUUGCUUCCUAUGCAUUCGGAAUCAGUGGCGGAACUGCUCGAGUUUUAUGCAAGCAUACCAGAUUAUGGAGAAGUGCAUCACCUCUCGGACAAAGAGUUUAAUCAACGUUUGCAGACAUUAAGAGAAAAGGCAACGAAAUUGUGGACAUCGGAUUUAAGUGAAUCAAAGUUUGAUAAUAAAUCAGCAUGUUCAGAGAGACAAGGCGGGAAAUCAGUUCUGUGCCAAUCCACACCAGAUCUUCGACCGCCCACUUCUACUUUUAAAGCAAGACCUGUGCCAAAAAAUCUUUUUAGUUCGCGCAAUAAUUACAAAAUGCAAAAUGCAGAAGUAUAUAGAUCACUCCAAAGAAAGGUUCGAGCUGAAAAGUUGCUUCAUUCAUCCUCACUUCCACCUUCUAUGGCAGCAAGAGAAAAGGGUUCAAGAUCAAUCAGUUCCAAUUUUCAAAGCGGUUGUGGAUCAAGACUUACGGAAAGUGAAUGUAGUUCUGCAAAAGAAGGAAAAUGUAACACUGAAGUUGUAAAACAAAAUUGUACAGGUGGACAUUGUGACAAGAAAGAUUCUACUCCAAUUGGCUGUCCUUCAACUAGUGGAAUAACUUCCACAUCUUCUAAUGAAAGUUUUCCUGCCGUGUUUCGCAUGCGUAUGCAAUCCUGCCCUCCAUCAGUUGGAAUCCCAAGUAAGAAUAAUUUGGCAGCUAUUUUACGGAUACAGUCCACUAGACAAAAAAUGGAACGCGAUUUAGAAGAUAAAUUGGCUGAGCUCAAGAGAAAAGAAGAUGCGUGUAUCAAGGCUCAUCUUGCUCGACAACAACCAGCUUGGCAAGCAAUACAGUACAAUACAGAGGAAGACUUAGCUUUACGGCGUAUCUUACGCAAAGAGAAAGAAAAAAGGCAUCUAAGGGAACAUCAACUACAAAUGAAUCUCAUGCUUGCUCGAGUACAACAAAUACCGCCUCUUUUUGAAAGACAGACUGCAAGGCGUUCUAUUGGACAAUGCAGAAAAUAAUAUAAUCUAUUUAUUUUGUGUAAAAAUGUUGCACGUGUUCUUAGAACAAUGUUACAACAUUAACUCAAGUUGCUGCCUUAUUAUGAAUGAGAAUUUUGG